CUACAUUUUCCCCAGCAGAUCCGAGCAGAUUAGAUGUGUUUGUCAUUGGAAAGGGUUUCAUUUCUAUAAAGUAAGUACUGUCUAUCAACAGAUAACAGUUUAACAUAUAUAUUUACGCUUAACAGAUGGUUGUUCUAAGAAUAAGGAAAGCCCACAAAAGACGUUAUGCACUUCUAUGUUUGAGCAUUGUUGGCUUCAUCAUGUACCGGUACCUGGGUACUGCGCCCGGAGGCAGGAGAAUGAGCAGGAGAGUAGGUUUGAGUGCCAACUCGUCCCAGUUCACCUUGGAGGGAGAAACAUUCCGUAUUCUGGGGGGAUCCGUCCAUUACUUCCGGGUCCCUAGAGCCUACUGGAGAGACCGCCUGAUGAAAAUGAAGGCUUGUGGCAUCAACACCCUCACUACAUAUGUACCAUGGAGCUUACAUCAGCCAGAGAGAGGGGUUUUCCACUUUCAAACAGAGUUGGAUUUAGAAGCCUACAUUAACUUGGCUGCUGAGGUAGGACUCUGGGUGAUCCUGCGUCCAGGGCCAUACAUUUGCUCUGAGCUCGACCUAGGAGGGCUGCCGAGUUGGCUUCUUCGUGACGAGAGUAUGAGGUUGAGGACUACUCACCCAGGAUUUGCUGAGGCAGUCAACACGUUCUUUGACAAGCUCAUUCCAAAAGUGGUUCCUCUACAGUUCAAGAAAGGAGGGCCCAUCAUUGCUGUACAGUUGGAAAAUGAAUAUGGAUCAUUUGCAAUGGAUAACACUUACAUGCCUUUCAUCAAGGAGGCUCUACAGUCCAGAGGAAUCAAUGAGCUCUUACUGACGUCAGAUAACCAUGAGGGAUUAAAGGAAGGGGGUGUGACGGGAGUAAUCAGAACAGUGAAUCUACAGAAACUAAAUCAGGAGGACAUCAAGUAUUUGAAUGCUAUUCAGCCCAAUAGCCCCAUGAUGGUGAUGGAGUGCUGGACAGGCUGGUUUGAUGCAUGGGGAGACCUCCACCAUGUCCUCGCUCAAGAGGAUAUGGUUUCUGCUGUACGGGAGAUUCUGAGACGCGGCAUGUCCAUCAACCUGUACAUGUUCCACGGAGGGACUAACUUUGGCUUCAUGAGUGGAGCACUGACAAACCCAAUCUACAAGGCACUAAUCACAAGCUAUGAUUAUGAUGCACCUCUGUCCGAAUCGGGAGAAUACACGCCAAAGUAUCACCUUCUCAGGGAUCUAUUCAGUCAGUACCACAGUGAGAAGCUCCCUGAUAUGCCAGCCCUGCGUUGGAAGGAGACGUAUGAGCCAGCCAUCAUGUACCAGCACCUCUCUCUGUGGGACGCCUUGACCUUCGCUGAGGAGCCAUUUAAAUCACCAACCCCAGUCAACAUGGAGAAUCUCCCAGUGAACAGUGGGAAUGGCCAGUCCUAUGGCUAUACCCUCUAUGAGACCAUUAUAACCAGCGGAGGCUCCCUCAAGUCUGGAGACAAUGUACGGGACAGAGCCCUGGUGUUUGUGGACAGACACUACAUUGGCAUUUUCAAGCAUCAGAAUCUGGAGUUAGCAGUGCCUGAUGGAAAGGAGAAACGGACAUUGAGCUUACUGGUUGAGAACUGUGGACGAGUUCACUAUGGGAAAGCUCUAGAUAAACAGCGCAAAGGACUCGUAGGUGACAUUCUAUUGAACAACAGUCCUUUGAGGGACUUCACGAUAUACAGUCUGGAUAUGAAAACCAGCUUUAUUGAUAGCCUCAACCAGGCGCCUUGGAUGUCCCUUCCACACGUUCCCAGUUUCCCUGGAUUCUUCCUGGGAAGAAUGUUUACCUACGGCUAUCCAAGUGACACCUUCGUCAAGCUACCAGGCUGGGGCAAAGGGGUAGUCUUCAUCAAUGGUUUGAACCUGGGGCGCCACUGGUAUAUCGGCCCCCAGCAAACACUCUACCUCCCAGGACCUUUUCUCAACAGUGGAGUAAACCAGGUCAUUGUGUUUGAAGAGCAGGAAGCUGAUUAUAAAAUCACUUUUGAAGAGACUCCUGAUCUGGGCAUGGCUGUGGACAUUCAGUAACUGCAUUCCCAAGCUACUGUACUUUUAAUAAACAAUAAUACUGGAUGGAUCUUAUUUUUUAUUUUUCUCUGGGACCCAAAAUGCUGUACAUUGUAUGGGGAUAACUCACCAUACAAUAUUGUUCAUAAUUUUAUUGACGUAAAUAUCAUCCAAACUGGAUUUGUAUUGAAUCUAGUAACGAGAACAAAAUAUCACAGCCUAAAAACAAAGCUAUUUUCAACUGGAAUCAUUGUGUUGGCUAAACAAGUCAUCAACGUCUGUAUGUGUCAUGAUGACAAGUAUUUUGGUUAUAACAAAUGGCAUGUCAUGUUAAUGAUAGCAUUCUGGUGACCCUUGCUUCCAAACAAAAUGUUAUACCUGUAUCAUCUGACCACUGAUUGAUAGACUACAAGAGCUUCAGCAGUUUUAUUUUAGUAUUCAUCAUGCAUCAAAUUGGCAAAUAUGAGUUAGUGUGCUGUAUGUGCCUGGCACUUCAAUAAUGUAUCUUCCCUGAGACCAGGACUGUAUAGGACUAAUUAAUACAAAAUUAAACCAAUGCUAUGAUUUUGAACAGAAAUUACAAUAUCAACAAAAAUAAUAAACCACUUCAAACAAGGAAAGCAAAGAGAUGCUGACAUACUAAGUACAUUUUUAUGAUCGUAUUUACAUAUAAAUAUUACAGUGGCAGUUUACAAUGCAGAAGUAUUCCUUCUGUUUACCUUUGAAUAUCAAAUCAAAGGUCAAUAAGUGGUGUUUGGGGUCCAGACUGGUCAGAAAAUGACAUACUGUAUCAAGGGAAGAUUAUUACUGGCAUGUAUCCUGUAGUAUGUGUUGUGAAAUAAUAAUAUUGCAUUGACUAGCAUUAUAACAUUUAUUUUUAAUUUUUUUAAUAAAACGUUUUCACUGGCAAA
This is a messenger RNA of Oncorhynchus keta (chum salmon), 2920 nucleotides long. Its product is annotated as beta-galactosidase-1-like protein 2. NCBI's taxonomy places the organism in Eukaryota, Metazoa, Chordata, Actinopteri, Salmoniformes, Salmonidae. Gene Ontology annotation, molecular function: beta-galactosidase activity. Gene Ontology annotation, cellular component: vacuole. Bases 126 to 2030 code for a protein of 634 amino acids. The transcript is spliced from 19 exons. The record is from RefSeq and is a predicted model, not a curated record. Gene Ontology annotation, biological process: carbohydrate metabolic process.